AUGAAUUUAUCCUUUUGGAAUAUUAGGGGAUUAAACAAGUCCCCUAAACAACAUCUGGUCAGGCAACAUAUUGUACAGAAUCACCUCUCUUUCAUUGCAUUACUUGAAACAAAAAUCAAUAAGGUAAAUUUACCAGCUAUCACAAAAAAAAUUGCCAUCAAUUGGAAAUGGAUAUCUAAUGUGACAGACACAGACAAGGCCAGAAUUCUGAUAUUAUGGGAUCCUGAUAUAUGGAAUAUCCAAGUUGACUUUACUUCUUCUCAGCAUAUUACUUGUUCUGUCAAUUCUAUAGAUGGAAGGAUAAACUGCAUUAUCUCUUCAAUCUAUGGCCUCAACCAUCAGGAAUCUAGGAAAAUCCUAUGGACAGAUCUCCUUCAAAUGCAUCAAAAAGCUGGAAACACCCCAUGGCUUCUUUGUGGGGACUUCAACACAAUGAUCAAUGCUGAUGAAAAAAUAGGAGGAAUAGCUCUUACUGAUGCAGAUACUCAUGAUUUCAAUUCUUUCAUUGAUAAUAGUAAUCUCCUGCACCUAAAAACUCUGGGCUGUUUCUUUACCUGGAGCAACAAACAAGAUCAAAACUCUAGAAUCUGGUGCAGACUUGACAGGGCACUUGUAAAUGAAUCAUGGAUUGACAAAUAUAACUCUAGUCAUGUGGAAUAUCUUCUGCCAACCUCCUCAGAUCACUCCCCAGCUUUGAUCAAAAUUUAUGAAGAGGAAAAGCAAGGGAAAAAACCUUUUAAGUUCUUUAAUAUGUGGACUAAGCACAGCAGCUAUCUACACACAGUUAACUCUAUAUGGCAACUGAAGGUAAAAGGCUACACUAUGUUUUCAGUUGUUACAAAGCUCAAGCUUUUGAGAGGUGCUCUAAAGGAUUUGAACAGAAAACAUUUUGGCAACAUCAGUGAAAAAGUCCAAAGAGCAAAGUAUACACUUGAAGAUGUUCAAAAAAAGCUGCAGGAGGAUCCCUUCAAUCAAAUGUUCAUUAGUCAAGAAAAGAAUUGUCUAUCUGAAUAUAAUAAGCUAUUAAAUUGUGAGCUAUCCUUCUAUCAGCAAAAAGCAAGGAUCCAUUGGAGCAUAAAGGGGGAUAGAUGUACAAGUUAUUUUCACUCCAUCAUUAAAAGCAAUAGACAUCUGAACAGAGUAUCUGUACUAAAUAAUAGCAUGGGAGAAAGACUUACUGAGGGAGGGCAAAUCAUUAAUGAGUUCAUUUCUUAUUAUAGGAAUCUGAUGGGUACUUCAGUUCCUUCAUCCUCUCCAGACAUUAGAAUUAUUUAG
Asparagus officinalis (garden asparagus) is the source of this 1275-nucleotide messenger RNA. RefSeq lists its product as uncharacterized. Bases 1 to 1275 code for a protein of 424 amino acids. NCBI's taxonomy places the organism in Eukaryota, Viridiplantae, Streptophyta, Magnoliopsida, Asparagales, Asparagaceae. The record is from RefSeq and is a predicted model, not a curated record. The transcript has a single exon. Gene Ontology annotation, molecular function: catalytic activity.